AUGUAUCCAGCCGACCAAGGACUCUCCCCUCCUCCCGGAAGUCCAGCCUACCUUCCAGCGCUAUUCACACGUAUACGCGCCGCACACCCUGUUCUGCCCGUUGAUCCCGUGGUCUUGCAGUCUGUGCUCCUUUGUCUUAUUGCGCGAACUCCGGGACCUGCAUCGGCUUCUGUGUGUACUGACGGCCAAGAUGCUUCGGACGAAAGAAUUAACAGUGCAGGCUUGAGCAUGAAUCUCGUCCUACGCACCAAGGAGGAGGACAUUAGACUACUCUCUCAUAUAGUCACUUUAAUUUUAACGACUGUCUUUGGGUUUUCUGCUCACAGGCACAAAGUGGGCCAUACACAGCAAGGACACGUAUGUAGCGCUCAGUCUGUUGGGGCCAACCCAAUGUUGCACCCAGACUCAUUUCUCCGUGGGCUCUUUUUCCGCCCACCUCGGAAGCGUCCACGGCGUGUCCGCCAGAACGCGGAUCCAACUUUGCUUGGAACUACCGGGAGCCACCUCUCACGUGCAUAUGCACCGCAACGCUCCUCGACAUAUCCCAUACCUCCUUCCUCGCCUUACGUCACGGCAACCUCUGAGCUUGACCAGGCGGACCAGCAGAUAACCUCGGCUGGGCAUGAGCAACACGAGCAACUUCUUGACACCAAUUCACUCGCUUCAUCUCGUCGUCCAUUUCAGUCCUCGGUGACACCAGCUUCGACAUUGCGCAUGCAGCGUCCGCCAGCGGACCGGACACGCAUAGACCCACCACCAUUGCUGUCCGUGUUCGUUCCACCUGAAGGAGAUGAUCUCUCCCCGUGUCCUUCCUUCCCGCAAGCGGUUGUCGUAUCAGGGUUGGAGCAAGCAGGCGCUCCAGCCCAAAGAGCUCUGACGCAUGUGUUAUCCGAAGGAAAACUGGUGUUGCAGGAAAACGAUGAAGAAGAGGGUGCAAUCAAGGAUUUCAACGGGACAUGGAAUCUUCCUAAUGACUUCCUGAUGGUGUAUGUCUGCAGAUGGGAUCCGCACGAACGACCCGCGGUUCUACGAGGACUACUAGACAAAUUUGCGAUGAGCGUAGAUGUUGUGAUCGAACCCUCCACACGACAAGCCUUUACUACGUACCGCUCUACUUUAGUGACAACUCCGCAUACCUCACCUUUCCCUUCUCCGCGCGCACUGCCCUCGGAGCUCUUCCCGACAUCCACAGGCACUCCGACGAACUCGCCCAUCCGCUCUGCGCCCAGCCGCAUUUCGACCCCUGUUAUACCGCCUGUUAUACCGCCGUCCGAAGUGGCACACCUCCGCUCUCUCGCGUGCGCAAGCCCAGACGCACAGGCGCACGCCUACACGUCCAUUCAUCCCUCUCUUCGUGCCUAUCUUUGCGACCUUUUCUCAGCCACGCGCCACCAUCCUGCGCUAGACGGCACGUUACUCACGCGGCGUGCACACAAGGACGCCGAGGCACUCGUCAGGGCCUAUCGGGUCCUUGUCGGAGACUCUAUUGGCGCAGAGCUUGUGCGCGUCGCCGGCUCCAAUUGUGCUAUUAGCGAAGACGGAGAUGAGUUUAGUGCGGACAGUGGGGAAGGAACGCUGGAAUGGGACAAGCCAGGCAUGGACUUGGACUGGAUGGUCGGAGGGGGGUCGGACACCGGGAAGGGCAGGAUCUCCAACGAUACUGACACGAGCGGUAGCAUGGAGCACGUGGUGCGUCUCAACCUCGAGGAAGACAUUAGAAAGGGAAGGCAAAGCACCGAGCAAGACCUCCCGCAGCCACCGGACUUUCGCGAGCAAGUCGAUGACCAUUUGCGCAAGUCCACACACCUGCGCAGUGAUGCGGAGGUCUGGGAUAUCUCGGAAGUAGACGUCGCGCGGGUAUUCCCAAGGGUGGUGUCCCACCGUUUAAGGGUGCGCGAGGGCCCUGACCACGAGAUCCUUGGGAGUGUGAUGUGGCCUGCUGCGGGUAUCGCGCCUGCGGGUGUUAGAGGUGCCAGUGCCAGUGCUGGUUCGAGCCUACAUCCUGAGAAUGAAGAUGUACGAUGGGAGAGGAAGACGGUGAAAGAGAUUUUGGUGGGUAUCCUGGCCGAAGUAUAG
Molecule: messenger RNA, 2076 nt
Organism: Sparassis crispa
Lineage: Eukaryota; Fungi; Basidiomycota; Agaricomycetes; Polyporales; Sparassidaceae
Exons: 3
Coding region: 1-2076 (691 amino acids)
Source: RefSeq, a predicted model, not a curated record